Bicyclus anynana (squinting bush brown) is the source of this 4729-nucleotide messenger RNA. RefSeq lists its product as uncharacterized. Bases 290 to 1108 code for a protein of 272 amino acids. The transcript is spliced from 6 exons. The record is from RefSeq and is a predicted model, not a curated record. NCBI's taxonomy places the organism in Eukaryota, Metazoa, Arthropoda, Insecta, Lepidoptera, Nymphalidae.
CCGGCGCGGCUCGCACGCUCCGUACCAACAUUCGAUAAUGGAAUACGGACUCGAACGGUGACUUGUAAACAAAGUGACUGUCAACAUUCGGUCGAAAUUCGAACGAAAAGUUCGUAAAGUGAACGAAAAAUUUGUGUUUAUUAAAAAAGUUUUUUUUUUUUGCGUGUCAACGAUGAAAAUAAGAAAAAGACAAACAGUGAUCUUACGUUUGUGACUGUUUUGUUAACUGAAGUGCUUGUGAAGUUGUAAACUAUAUUAUGUAAUGAGAUAAGUGUUCCAAGACUUGACAAUGAAGAUUUUAACGCUGAUAGCGUUGUGUGCAAUAACAACGGCACACAAGAUCACCGAGCUCAAGGUCCCGCUAUACGCCGACCCGCGGCGCGCGGCGGAAUUGAGCUGCCACUUCCAGAUGGACGACCAGAAACUGCACUCGGUCAAGUGGUACAGAGACAUGAACGAGAUAUUUAGAUACAACCCAUCACAGAAGCCACCAAUCCGCCUGUACAACAUAACAGACAUCAUGGUGCAAGGCGGGGACUGUCAAGUGGACUCAUGCAUGGUGAGGGUCAUGCCUCCUCCAGUCGCUACGAGAGCGGCAUACAGUUGUGAAAUCUCCACAGAAGGCCCCAAGUUCCAGAUAGCAAGACAAACUAAACAUAUGACUGUAGUAGCAAUGCCAGACAAGGACCCCAUAAUAAUUGGAGCGCCUAAAUUAGUGAAGCCCGGAGAGCAAAUACUCGUGAACUGUACUACAGACUACUCGCUGCCAGCAUCGGACAUUAAUUGGUACAUCGACAAUGAGCCAGCAAAGACGGAACCCUGGCAACACAGAGAGUUGAGUGCGCCACAGCCCGGCGGUCUGCGUGCCUCGUGGCGCAUUCUGCGAGUCGCCGUGCCGUCCACAGCGAGCGGUGCUCUGCGCGUACGAUGCGAAGCGAUCCUCCCUGUAGAACCCCCCGUAGUCAGAGACACGAUGACUAUCAUCACUGUGUACUCGCGCACACAGCUGUCGAAGUACGUUUCUAAUAGAGGUAUACAAAUGGAUUAUAAAUAUAGUAUUGUGUUAAUCUGGACUUUUAAAGUAAUAUUGAAGUUUUUGAGCUUAUGAGGCUUGGUAUGAAGUACUUUCACAGUGAUAUUAGAAUAAGUGUAGAUAAAUGUGAUCGGCCUCCAAACAUAACAAAGUAGUAUAGGAGCCAGCGAAUAAUUUUAAUAUCGUCUGUUUUUUUAAGCAGAAACUAAAAAUAAUUGCCAUAAUAAUUAUAUGCUUUAAAUAUUACCAAUCUUCCCAUUACCCUCUAAUUAGUCGGAAAGGACUGUGUAAAUAGUGGGUGCUUACAUUAGUCCAACGAGCGAGGAUCGAACCGCGACCUCUCAGUGAUGUGUCGCACCCUUUAUCGUUGAAAACAGGACUUUAAAAUCGAUACUAAGUAUAUACUGUGUACAAUCAUCUAUACAUUUUUGUAUGUCCAUUUUGAAUCUAAAAUUAUUAUUUGCUGGCUCUUCGACUACUGCUGUAACUAUUAAAUAUACGAUAUUAGAUCGUAUGUAACCUACAAAUAAAGAUGAAUUUAAUUCAGCAGUCUAUAGAUAUCCAUAGAUAUAAUUAAUAUGCAAUACGGAGUUAUUAUUUUUUGUACAUUCCCAAGUUGUUUUUUUUUUAUAAUAUCGUCAAAGUGUAUAAUAAUAAAAUUAUUAUUAAUUAUAUUAUGUAAAAUAUAAAAUUUGUUAGAUAAAUAAAUAAAUAAAACUGAAAUAUAAAUAUGUAAUAUUGUAGAAUAAAUGUUAUUUGUUCAUUAUUACAUUUUUAAAAAAUUUCUUGAAGAAGUGUCACUUUCUCCGAGAAAAGGUUUCGUGUUAGAAUAAUGUUAAAGGCAAUAAGGUUUGGACUAUGAAAACAGAAACUCAAAUAUGGGAUGAAAAUAUUUCGGUUUAUUUAUAGGAAAAAGAUCAGGUAGUAGGUUUUCAAAGUCUGGCAUUUCGCAAUUCGAGCCACGUUUGUCCAGUAAAAUCACCUAUACUUAUGAAAAAAUAAAGUUUGCAAUAGUCUAUUAUAGUUGGACAACCUUCUGAGACUUCCCUUCUACCUUUACAUUCUCGUUUUACUACAUGAUUUUCGUUUAACUGGAGGUAUAGUACCUACUUGUCAAAAAGAGCAUGACGCAAUAAUGCACGCCAUUGACGAUCAAUUAUUCUCACGUUUCUGCAACACCCACGACUAUAGUUGAUCGUGUAUUGGUCACUGCGUGCAUGACGGCUCGACUUACGAAACGUCUUCGAUGCCGUUUGCGCUGCAGAAACGUGAGAAUAAUUGACCGUCAAUGGCUGACUUAAAUUAAGUUACUAUAGUAUAUUCUGGAAAGGCCUUUUGUAUUUGGAUCUAGUGGUAAUAUGAUGGACUAAUCGUGCGGCUAAAGAACUGCAGUUUUUACUAUUCAUUAAAACUGUUCAGAUAAAUUGUCUGUGUGUAGUGUACGUCAGUUGUAACUGUACAGUUUGUAACGAUUUUUAUUGAAAUUACCAUCAGAUAAAACUAUACAGUCAAACCUAAAACUGACGGUCUGUAGCGCCUGAGUUUCAUACAUCUCUCUGUCAACUUUUUACUGUCAAAUGCUUAUGUCUACACCUACCUUUAUAUCAAAACCCAAACAAGCAGACUUCUAAAAGUAGACAACUCCCACCCAGUCUCCACUGUAGGUUGGAUGCUUGUAUCGUGAUACGUAUAUUGUAUAGGUUCACUUGGUGGUUCAAUUACACAUACCUGGAUCACCUAUUUAAUUACUGGCAUAUGAACAUCUCAGGUUCAUGGGCGCAAGAUAGCGUAUUACAGCAUACUGUACGCUACGGCGUAUUAUUCCGUAUAUAUACUUAGCCUUAGGCUUAUACCCGUAUAAGUCUAAGGCUUAGUCAAAGUCAAAGUCAAAGUCAAAAUUCACUUAUUUCAAUUUGGCUUAGUACACAAGUCCUAAGCAUGCUCUGCAAAAGGUUUCUAUCAAAGACAAUGGUAAUUCCACAUACGUUAAGAUUACGUAGGCUUACUCCUAAAGUAAUUUGUAUUAAAAAAUAUGACGAAUCCACGAACUAAUAAAAACAGGACGUAAGGCUCCAAUAAAUGAAAUAUGGUCAGCCGACAUGAUAUAUGCAGCCGUAGGUCACUGCCAUAUAUUUCGUUACUGAGUUCUGACACAGGCUGUCGUCAUAACAGUCUAUCAUGCGAUAUUGCUGCCAGCGGAAUGGGGUCACAUUUUAUAAACUAGAAAACGACUUUUAAAGUAUUCUACUUACUCCUAUAAACUCCAUUUUGAAUUUUCUUACAGAACCCUUAUACAUAUUGCUUACUAGCAAACAAAUACAAGGAUAAAUAAAUAGCCUCGCUGAUGUAACUUUCCAUUGGUGAAAGAAAUGUUAGAAUCGUUCCAGUAGUUUUGUGACCUAUUCGAUUUUAGCGAUUUCAAAAGUUACGAGGUCGAUUGACCCCAAACCCCACAGAAAGUUUUAGUAUGGGGUCGAAAGACCUCAUACAGAAAAAUAAGUGCCGCAACGAACGUGUUAAUGAACUGAGUUCCUUGUGUUUGUUAAUUCAUAUUUAGUAAAUUUGCUUUGGUCUCUACUCUACCGAAGUACUCAUUUUGAUAUUCUAUUUUUUGAAGAAAUUUGGUUUAGGCUGUAAGCCGGAUGCCAAAAUCGAACAUUCUUCUUGAAAUAGAAUAAAUACCUCUACUUGAAUAUAUAGGACUCAGUGAUUAAAAAGAAAAAGUUAAAAGAGAACUCUAUCUAAGUCAUUUUUUGAGUAGUACGAGUACCUCAUGGUUCUCGGGAUAUCUGUGUUCAGGUGUUAGUCAGAGGCGUGCACAAGGUUUUUGAUAACGGCGGGCACUAUAAUAUGAGAAAGAAAGGACAACGCCUUACAUACUUCAUUUCAAAGAUAUUGUGUUCAAUAAACUGAAACAUGAAUAAAUUGGUCCAUUGACAAUUAUUGUCGAUUGUAUCUUUUACAGGCAAUUAUUGUCUAUCUGUUAAGAUUUACCGAGAGCCAAGCGAGAGAGAGUGUACCAAAUAAACUAAAAAUACGUUAUCUAUGUACUUACACGUUUGAGGAUCUGUAGCUUUAAAACCUACUACCUUCAAAAGAUUCAGUCCAAACUCCUUAUUAAUUUGCUACUUAUGAUAUAGACCAAGAUCCCAGAGAGAUUUGACACAGCUUACUUUUACAAAAUGAUAAUGAAACCUUAGGUUUUCAGUAGCGUCUCAUGUGCUUUGGGUCUGCAUUUGUGGAGUCUUGCUCUGGGCAAUAAGAAUUUGAAAAUAAGAUGUGUCAGAUCGCUCUUUUUUAUUCUUUACAAGUUAGCCCUUCACCACAAUAUCACCUGAUGGUAAGUGAUGAUGCAACUAAGAUGGAAGCGGGCUAACUUGUUAGGAGUAGGAUGAAAAUCCACACACCUUUUUACUGUAAUAGUAGCGAUGGGUUGACAGACUUUCGGCCUACAUAAAUCGAGGUGUUUGGCUAUCGCAGACUUUCGGACUUUCGGUCUAAAACUCUUUUGUGUCUACUGAUUUGUAAUUAAUUAUAAAAUAUUAAGCGUUAAUCUAUGGCUGUGUUUCACCUAAGGUAAUGUCAAUUCUUUGCACGAAAUCGUCUUUUAUCUUAAAUGUACAGUUAAACGGUAUCAUUGUUUUAUUUGAUUUAUUGUAAACUUGAAUGGAAUACGUAAAUAAAACAUGAAAUAAA